UCUGGUCUAACUCACAUUACUAAACCUCAAACCCUUCUAUUCUUCUUUAUAUAUAACUCCAUUUCUCCCCCACUUCUUCUACCAAUCAUUUUCUCAUUUAUCAAACCUCUCAAAACACUACUUAUUCCCAACCUCGCACGAAUCUCUCCUCAAACCUCUCCCCCGAAUAUCGAAAAAAUCUCGAAAAUUCGAUAAAUUUUGUAACAUGUUGAGCUCACUAGUCUGCGGAAGCGGGAGUUUCCAAGACGAAGAUGAUAUUGAACUUUCGGAGCUGCUCAGAUCAUGCUCCUCGUCCGCCAAAAAAACGUCGAAAAUUCUGGGAACCAGGCACAGCUUCAGCUCGAAAAGUAAGGACUCGAAGAACCCGUAUGCGGAUCGAGGGCUGGAUAAAUUUAGUGCACUUUUAGCGGAGCUGGAUUCGAAGAGACAGAAGAUUUACACUCAGAAAGGCUCUGAAGAUAUUUCUCUGCUCGGCUUUGCUUAUUCGAAUUCUUCGGAUUACAAGCCUAUUGUCGUUAGAGUGCGAGACAAGAAACCAAUCAAAACAUUGAUCAAAGCACCAGUGAAGCUGGCUGAUCGGAGUGAUUCUCAAGUUUCGAAAAAUGUUGUCGAAAAAUCUGAUUAUGAUUUGAAGCAAACGAGAGCAGAAUCGAAUCGUGUUGAUCAGAAAAAGGCGAGUCCCGAGAAAUUCAGACACGUGAGUGUCGAGUAUCUGACACGGCCUUCUUAUUAUGUUCCGGUGAUCAUAAUCUUGAUUCUGUUGUUCUUGGCUAUUUUUGGAAAGUCUUUUGCGAUUUUGUGUGUUUGUAUAGGAUGGUACAUCAUUCCUGCAAUCAAUUCAGACAUCGCGAAAACAAGCACAGGGAGGAUCAAAACGAAAGAUCAAACGAGUCACAAGACGAAGAAUGCAUCGAAUUUUAACAUCCGUGAUCAUCGGAGAACGCCGUCUUCGCCUACAAGUGUUCUUACAGGAAGCAAGUCACCUCCUCAGCAUGGAUCUCCCCUGCAUCCCAGGAGUCUUACAUGACAACCUAUACAGUCUUGUUUAAUUUUUAAUUUUUUUUAAAAUUUUUAGGUUGGUCGGAGAUGGAUGAAUCUCGAUGUUUAACAUGAUCAGCUAGAAGAUUAGUGAUUAUGGGUUGUUGUUUGUGUUCUUGAAUGAUUUUGUAAUUAGUUUUGUUGUUCAAGUGAAAUGAUGAUCACAGCUUGUUAA
Daucus carota subsp. sativus is the source of this 1213-nucleotide messenger RNA. RefSeq lists its product as uncharacterized. The record is from RefSeq and is a predicted model, not a curated record. Lineage: Eukaryota; Viridiplantae; Streptophyta; Magnoliopsida; Apiales; Apiaceae. The coding region runs from base 206 to 1027 and encodes 273 amino acids. The transcript has a single exon.